AACACUUUCAAAGAUCGAAGCAAAAGAAAAGCAAGAAAAAUCAGGGUUGAAAACUGCCAUAUCGCACCGGUGAAAYCAUCAAGCAGAGAGAGCAAAAGGAUCAAAAACCGGCAACCGGCCGGCGGCCAAAGUUGUUGGGGGCGUUGCGAGAAUCGAACUCACGACCUCUCGCACCCGAAGCGAGAAUCAUACCACUAGACCAAACGCCCUAAGAAUCAAAUUUGAGUUUCCGUAGUUAGGUCAAGUUUUUUGAGGCAGCGAUGGCUCAUACCAGCAAUCCUGCGGCUGGAGUUGAUAACACCUUCAGAAGGAAAUUUGAUCGAGAGGAGUAUUUGGAACGAGCUCGUGACCGUGAAAAACAGGAGGCUGAGAGGGUUAAGUCCAAAUUGAAAGGUCCACCAGUGCAGAGAAAACCAUUGAAACAUAGAGAUUAUGAGGUAGACCUCGAGUCCCGCUUGGGAAAGACUCAGGUUGUGACUCCAGUUGCACCUCUAAGCCAGCAGGCUGGAUACUACUGUUCCGUUUGCGAAUGUGUGGUCAAGGAUUCUGCAAAUUACUUGGAUCACAUCAAUGGAAAGAAACAUCAGAGAGCCUUGGGUAUGUCCAUGCGGGUCGAACGGGCAUCUCUGGAGCAGGUGCAGGAGCGGUUUGAAGUUCUUAAGAAGAGAAAAACGCCUGGAAGCUUCACAGAGCAAGAUCUUGAAGAGCGUAUAGUAAAGCAGCAACAAGAAGAAGAAGAACGGAGACGCCAGCGUCGAGAAAGGAAGAAAGAGAAGAAGAAAGAGAAGGCAGCAGAAGAGGAACCCGAAAUUGAUCCCGACGUUGCGGCAAUGAUGGGAUUCGGGGGCUUCCGUUCAUCCAAGAAGUGACAAUUACAGAUUCAUCUUCUAGCUUUGCCCCUGUGAUCCUUACAGAGUUAUUUUAUCUGAACUGAUGUGCAAGGGAAGGUCCAAACUUGGGUUUCCCACCUCCCAAGACUGUAAGUUAUAUGUUCUGAAGAUUUUCAAUAUGAACAUUGAAGAAUUAGAAGAGCUUAACAUGGCCAUUUGCUGUAACAUUUAAUUCAUAUGUUAUAUACAAUGUUUCUUCAUGUCUCGGGAUGAAA
Molecule: messenger RNA, 1105 nt
Organism: Momordica charantia (bitter melon)
Lineage: Eukaryota; Viridiplantae; Streptophyta; Magnoliopsida; Cucurbitales; Cucurbitaceae
Product: C2H2 and C2HC zinc fingers superfamily protein
Biological process (GO): mRNA splicing, via spliceosome
Cellular component (GO): U4/U6 x U5 tri-snRNP complex; spliceosomal complex
Molecular function (GO): nucleic acid binding; zinc ion binding
Source: RefSeq, a predicted model, not a curated record